Messenger RNA from Cantharellus anzutake, 4057 nucleotides. RefSeq lists its product as uncharacterized. The record is from RefSeq and is a predicted model, not a curated record. Gene Ontology annotation, cellular component: plasma membrane; cytoplasm; division septum. Gene Ontology annotation, molecular function: GTPase activator activity. Gene Ontology annotation, biological process: cytoskeleton organization; small GTPase-mediated signal transduction. The coding region runs from base 209 to 3667 and encodes 1152 amino acids. The transcript has 16 exons. NCBI's taxonomy places the organism in Eukaryota, Fungi, Basidiomycota, Agaricomycetes, Cantharellales, Hydnaceae.
UGUGUUCAACCACAAAUGUAUGUAUUGGGCCUGAGGGCGGUGCUGCGACCAGUUGUUUGCUUCCGUCUUCGACACGGUCGAAUCCGGUCGGACACACCACUUACUGGCCGACUUUUGCGUUUGACACGUUCAAUUUGGCUGAGAGGUUUUGACGUCUUUCUGCUUUGUUAUUUAGUACUCGGCCAUAUCUAGCAUUAGUCGUCCCACCAUGCCUCUCCUCUCACUCCCGCUGACUUUCAACAAUUCAUUCUGGUCUCAAGACUACCGUAAAGGUCUGGAGAUAGCGCAUACGAAGCUUUCACAGGGCGUAGAGGAGAAUGGAGAAAUCAUAGCCUUCAUUAGAGCGCGGGCUAACGUUGAGCGUAGCCUUGCGAACUCUUUGUUGAGCACUCAAAUCACUUCGCCUUCAGGUUCAGGUUUUGGGAGCGAUGAUGGCGCAACCUUGCUGAUAGCGUUUCGCGGACUGCAAGCCGAAUCACGAAAGCAAGGGGGAAUGCACCGAGUUAUCGCGCAGGAACUUGAUAACUUGGUUGCAGAUCCAUUCGAGGAAUGGGCAAACCAGCAUGCUGCUCGUGUUGCAGAGAGCAAGGAUACGCUUAUUGAUGGAUGGCUUCGUAUUUAUGAGGACGGUGUGCAUGAAGUCGAGAAAAUCAAACAAGCAUAUAUCUUCAAACGACAGCAAGCUGAUGAUGCGGAGGAUGAUGCGAAGUUUGCACCUGCCAAUGAGGCGCAUGGCAAUCUGGCAUCCCCACCCUCAAAAGCGCUUCAGCGCUCCGGUACCGUUUCUGAACGCAUUGCACAGGGGCUUUUCGGGAGGAAGUCACAGCCUCUAGCUCCAGUGUCCCAGCUUAGCAAUGUGGCGGAAGAAGCAAUCAGCGUUGCCAAGUUAGAGAAGGACAGUGACCAACAAUCUGUCUCUGAUGCAGAAACAGUCCGGCCCACGUCCCCUCUGAAAAAGCUCGACAAGGGUAAAGGUAGAGCAAUCGAUGCGUCGCCCCCUGGGCCUCUUCGCAUUCCUCAAUCACAAGCAUCCCUUGAUAACGGCCCACUCGUCACACUAGUUGGAGUUCCAUUCACCGGCAGCGCAAUUCUGGAUCUCUUGAAGCGUGCCAAGUCUCAACUUCCACUUCGCCCUAUUCGUAUUCCAAUCCUUGGAGAAUAUGAAGACACGUUCACGGGGGCAGAUUUUACGAAAUGGCUAAAGGACAAUGUGCCUGCUUUCGAAGGAAGUACUGAACGUGCUGAGGCUGCCGCGCGUGAUCUCACCGAACGCGACAACUUGCUAAAGAGAGUUGGGGAUCUGGGAAAUAAAUUUGAGAACCAUCCGGCUGUUAUCUAUCAAUUCCGGCCGAAGGCAUUCGAACCGCUUCCUAGUCUUUCUCUCCCCGAUCAGAACAAGGAUGAAUAUACCCUCUCUCCCGUGCCGCCUUCCUCGUCGGCUGGCAGCUUACUCCAGCGCUCAAAUACUCUCAGCAGCUUCAUAUCCAAAAGAUUGAACAAUUCGGCAGAACCGUUGCACGUCAAGCUCCGUGCCGAAGCAGAUGCCGCUGACGCUCGGUACAGGUAUGCUGUUCAUGCACUUGAUAGACAACGACUUUCUUUGGAGGACCGAAUUGAAGGUACGCUGAAACUGUGGAACCGGUGGGAGUUGGAUCGUCUGCGCGCUGUGAAGACUGUUCUCUUGCAGUAUCACGGGACGUUGUCUAACGUUCCCAGGGCACUUGGCCCGUCCUUGGACACGUCCUCCAAUCUGAUUUCUUCGUUCCAACCUGAGGCAGACCUCACUGCCACUAUUGAACGCUGCCGCAGCGGGCCAUUCCGCCCUUCGCCACCUAUAUACAAGGCCGUCGGAAGCGAUGUGGUUGACAAGGUGUUUGGCAUGGAGUUGAGGAGAUGGGCGGGCGAGACGGCUUUGGACUCUGGUCGGACUCAGACAGAGGGCUCACCGCCAAUCGUCACGAGUUUCUUGCGGGCACUGACAACUGCUUAUGAAAAGUUGCCCAAUAAUGAUGAGCGACGGAAAGCAUGGAUUUAUGACGUACCGCUUCCUUCACAGCAUAAACUUCGAGAGGCUGUCAAUGCUCUGCCUGUUGACCAAUCUAUCAGCCAGCAUCUCCUGGCCCAAUAUGAUGCGCCAGUCCUUGCUAGCACCCUUAAACUUUGGUUGCUCGAGCUCGAGGUCCCAAUAUGUCUGUGGGACGGCUGGGACGAGAUCCGAAACAUGUACCCCUCUGUUGGCGCCGACUCGUCUUUUGAUCACAGCAUCAUCGAUGAUGUCCGUAUCGCUUUGGGAAGGCUACCGAAUGUUCAUCUUUUAGUUCUUGAUGAGAUUAUCAAGCAUUUGAACAAGCUAACGAAAGACACGGAGGAGGGCACGGAGCCCGCAGAUAUCUAUCGGAAUAAACUUGCCCUCUCUUUGGGAAGAGCUAUACUACGACCCCGCAUCGAGACCCCGUUGUCUGUCCAAGACAAGCACCCAACUGUUUUCUUCAUCGACCUUCUCACUCAUUAUGAGAAUGUGCUCCCAAAAGCAAUACAGCAAAAACGGCGGGAUUCGGGGAGUAGAUUAAUUCCUUUACGCAAACGUACUGCUCCGAUUGAUAUGCGCGUCCACCGGGGUACCGCGCCUACUCAAUUUGACUUGUCAAAGCUGAUGCCGCAACCUGACCCGAGCAGGCUGCGGACCCGUUCCCCAGGCCCCGAAGGUCGUGUCCCCAGGCCGUUGUCACUGACCGCCAGUUUGCCCCAGCCGGCUCGUACUUUCUCACCACCAAUUUCCUCGCCACCUCGAACAACAUCUCCCCACCGGAACGACCCCAACGUCAGCUCAACUUCUCAAACGCUCCCUCACGAUCAGGCUCCCGCCCCUCUUCCAGAAUCUGCGCCUGUUGGUCUUCCAACGCCGGGACCCACCCCUCAACCCACUCCUCCUGUUGACGGUUCUCUUGCAAGUCAACUCACACCCGUCCCUGUGCCUCCAGUAGCGGCGCUCCCAGCCCCCACUUCCGCUCCCCAGUCAGUAGCCCAGCCCGCACCAAUUUCUCAGGAGACCAUACCACUGUUGCCUGAAGCCGAACGGAUCAUUUCUUCAAGUCCUGCACCAGCUCACUCGCCUGUGGCUCCACCGUCGACAGCAGCACGAGCAGCAAGUCCCAGCACACCCGAUCGUCGAGGCAGCGUAACAUCCUUAGGAACCUCAUCCUCGCGGUCAGCCUCACCUGUCAAGACGUCGCCUUCGGCUCCAAAUGGUCGAGUGGCAGCUGCAAGGGCAACGCUUCAACGGAAUGCCUCAGUUAACGAAGGCGGACCAGGUGGGCCUAGAGGUCCUCGUGGUCCCCGUGUGACCCGUGGCCCUCGCGUCGUUGGUGCUCCGACCAAUGCGAAUAAAGGUGGAGCAGGAGCAGGUGGAGAAAGUACUGGCUCUAAUACUAGUCGUACGUCGAUGUCUCCUUCUCGAUCUUCAAGUCCGUCGAUUGAGAAACAAAUUCCUUCUACUACCGCUGCUAAAACACCUGUCGUCAAAUCCCGUCCGGGUACGUCCACACCUUUACGGACUUCUUCGGUCGCGAAGAAGCAACGCCCUAGUUCGGCGGUUGCGAAGAAGUUGACGACGAGGAGCAUGGCCAGUGGGAGUGAGGAUGAAACAUUAGGGAGGAACGACGAUUGAUUGGAAUUGUUUGACUAGUUCCGUGUUUGGGUUCACGUUUUACGUGCAGCAACCCUAAGCUUUAGGUAGGUUCGCUCCGGAUUGUUCACCUUCAUAAGGAUCGAGUUCGGUAGAUCAGUGGAUUCCAUUCACAUAGCUCCUAUUUCUACGCGAUUUAUAUAUAUAUCUGUUUUGUUUUUGUUUUUCUCUCUGGUUUUUCGCUCAUUUUCUUUGUUUCGUCUGGAUCUAUGCCUACAACGCAACGGAAAAACUAUGCAAAAUUAAAACUCCGUUAGCCAGAGUGUAUGGAUAUUUUCGCAGUUAUGCUUUGCAUCGAUUGACGAGGAAUUUUAUAUGUACAAUGCCAGCUCGUGGGCUAAUCCUAUGCAUUCAUUGAGUGGCGGUCAUUUG